GUGAAGAAUUAAAGAUAUUGUUUUUAAUUCAAAGGUGUUAUAGUUUUUUAUAUAGCUGUUAGGCAUAUGUCUAUUAAAGUGUCGCCGGUACAUUCUAUCAAUGAACUUAGAUGUAAACAUUUGCGAGAAACAGCCCUUAUAGGAUUCUUCCUCGGGGGCUGCGCCAUUGCCAGCCUCUUUCUGAUACUCCACGCCUGGUUUGUAUCUUAUAAUGUAGUUGAGUUUGCCUUUGGAUCACAUAUUUUUCUUUUUCACGUUGUCUUCCACCUAACUGAGUUUUUGGUAGCAUCUUCAAUCGUUUCACACAACGUUCAUCCCAGUGCUUUUAUGCUUUUUCAUUCUAAAGAGUUUCGGUUCGCGUGCGGUUCUGCAUUGGUAGAGUUUUGGGUGGAGUCAUGUCUUAUUCCGAACCAUCUGAAGCUUUUUGGGGAGGCACUUCCGACAACAGCCCUUGGAAAGGCAUUGUGCUUCUGUUUUCGAUUGAGUUUUCCAAGUGUCGUGCUGUUUGAGUUUCUGGCAACGUUUUGUUAUAUGAUUCGUGUGGUAGCUAUUAUUAAUUGCGGUUCUAAUUUUUCCCUUGUAAUUGAAUCUGAAAAGCGAGACACACAUAUCCUUGUGGACAGUGGCUUGUAUGCAUACUUUAGGCAUCCCUCAUACUUCGGAUGGUUUUGGCGGGUGAUUUUUUCUCAGUUCGCUAUUGCUAAUCCAGUUUGUCUUAUUUUUCAUACAAUAAUUACAUGGUAUUUCUUUAAAAUACGCAUUCCUUAUGAAGAACAUAUCAUGGAGAGGGAGGAUUUUUUCGGCAAGACAUAUACGAAAUAUAAAAAGAGUACUUUUGUUGGUAUUCCUUUCAUUAGCACCUGAAGUCGUUAGUUGUAAAAUACAUAUUUACCCUUGUUACUAAUAGUCAUGUCUUCGUUUUUCUUACUCUACCAUAAUAAAAAUUAUACUCAAUCUGCAUCACUGUCUAGUUUAUCGUUCAUUUUAUGAAAA
This is a messenger RNA of Phytomonas sp. Hart1, 993 nucleotides long. NCBI's taxonomy places the organism in Eukaryota, Euglenozoa, Kinetoplastea, Trypanosomatida, Trypanosomatidae. The record is from the annotation of a GenBank genome assembly.